CAGGUAGAGGUAGUGAGAGUCUCAAGCUUCACUCUCACAUCUCUCACUGUCUACCACAGUCCCAUGUACCCCCCACAACAGAAAAAAACAAGGCCUUUUUAAAAGAGGCAAACAGAAAAUGGAGCACUUUGUGGUCCUCACUUCCUCAUUCCCCUUCUCCUCUGCAUCUUUCUGUCUUCUUCUUUUUUCUCCUCAUAUAAUUCCACUCUCAAACCAGUUGCAACCAACCAUUGAUACCUCUCUUUUGCCUCUGCACAUGGACGGGUCGGAAGCAAAGGCUAUGAGGAGCGACAAGGUGCAGCAGGUGACGAUGAACGACCAGAACGGGUACCAGGAGGUAGAUAAGAAGAAGAAAGGGAAAGGCUCUGGUAGUAGUGGUGGUGGUGGUAGUAUCACACGGUGUUGUCAAGCGGAGAAGUGCAACGCGGAUCUUCACGACGCGAAGCAGUAUCACAGGAGGCACAAGGUGUGUGAGUAUCAUGCUAAGGCUCAGGUGGUGCUUGUGGGCGGCACACGACAACGGUUCUGUCAGCAAUGUAGCAGGUUUGGGGAGGUUCGACUUUUGUGUUUUCUGUUCCAUGAGUUAGGUGAAUUUGAUGACACAAAAAGAAGUUGCCGCAGGCGUUUGGCAGGACACAAUGAACGGCGAAGAAAGAACUCUGAGUCUCAGGCUGCUGCAGAAGGAUCAAGCCGCAAAGGGAUGAAGGACAAUCCAAUCCAAGAAAAUGCAGCAGCUUACAAACAUUUCCAGAUAAACAUGAGUUCUGCUUAAUUUGAUCUCUGAUGGUUGCUCUCUCUCUUCUGUCAUCCAGGAAAGUAUUAUCAAAAUAGGAUCUCACGAAUAAAUUUCUUUAGCUUAUGAAUAAACAUUAUGCAAUAAGCGCUCAUCGCUAAAAGUGCUUAAAGUUGUUCACCUAAAGACACCCUAUUUCUAUGUCACAUUUAUGCACUUCUUCUGUCCAUUAUGUCAAUUAUUACUUAUUUGUCUUUGCCA
Molecule: messenger RNA, 994 nt
Organism: Lotus japonicus
Lineage: Eukaryota; Viridiplantae; Streptophyta; Magnoliopsida; Fabales; Fabaceae
Product: squamosa promoter-binding-like protein 3
Exons: 2
Coding region: 119-772 (217 amino acids)
Cellular component (GO): nucleus
Molecular function (GO): DNA binding
Source: RefSeq, a predicted model, not a curated record